Messenger RNA from Scheffersomyces amazonensis, 189 nucleotides. RefSeq lists its product as uncharacterized. The record is from RefSeq and is a predicted model, not a curated record. The transcript has 2 exons. NCBI's taxonomy places the organism in Eukaryota, Fungi, Ascomycota, Pichiomycetes, Serinales, Debaryomycetaceae. Gene Ontology annotation, cellular component: endoplasmic reticulum. The coding region runs from base 1 to 189 and encodes 62 amino acids.
AUGGCUUUACAAACACCAAAACAAAGAGUUGCUAACUCCAAAUUUGCUAAGAAGAAUGUAGGUAAACAAGGGAAACCAAGAGAUGUUGAAGAAAAGGUUCAAAUACCAGUGAGUAGAACUUGGUUAUUUGUAUUAAUAUUUUUAGUUGUUGGAGGUGGUAUUUUAGAAUUAAUUAGAUUAAUAUUCUAA